GUAUGUCACGCCUCCAAACGCGUUCUGCACGCAGCCAUAUCUGAACUGAAAACAUGGAGUCGUGUAGAUCUUGUUAUUUUACAGUGUUUAACAUCGUUCUUCUUAUUUUAACGUGUCAUUUAACGCGAGGACAGGACACUGCUGACUGCCCAGCAGAUGGGCGCACAUGGUUGACAUUUGGAUCCAACUGCUAUCACUUUGUACAUGGAGAAGAGGAUAUUGCCAAGAGCUACUCUAUUCAAGAUGCCAAAGAUAUGUGCAGAGGAUAUGAUCUCUUGACAGUGAAAAGUGCCGAGGAGAAUGACUACAUCAUUAAAUACAGCCCUUCUGUGUGGAAAGGCAAUAUGAGCGUAUGGCUUGGAAUGUAUUAUGACAGCGACGAUGAUGUGUUUAAGUGGCAUGAUGAUAACAGUGUGUUGAGUUAUAAUAACUGGGAGGACGGUGGCUCUGAUGACACAGACCUUUCUCUCAUGGACACCUGUGUGACUCUUCACACCAACACUGGAAAGUGGGAGAACAUCAGCUGUACAGAUGAACCUGAGAACGGAGUCGUGUGCCAGACAAAGGCAGUCUGGACAGUUGCACCCAAGAGUAGUCCUCUUCUGUCAGCUCUGGUCAUCAUCAGUGUGGUGCUGAUUGUCGCCGUGUCUGCAGUGGUUUGGUUCCUUCACCAAAGAAACAACCCGGGUUCCUCCAUCCUCAACUUAAUCGAGUACCACCCGCCCUUCAGAUCCCCGUCUGCUGAUCAGACCUGCCUGGUAGAAGCUGAAGAAAUAGAGGAGACACCUUAGAGCUCAAUGCUACGAUAAUGAUGAUGUCCUUUAGCCAUGCCUAGGUUAGAAUAAACAGCAAGACAGCAUGGAAGAUCAUGAACUCUUCCCUUUUCACUGGUUGAUCGAGAGUUCCUCAACUAUGGGCUACACCGAACAAAGGCAGUCAUAAUCGUUAGUGAAAGACUAUUGGGGAAAUGUUGUGUGUCUGAAUGCAAUAUGUGUAAUGAAGCUAGCAAUCAAUGGGACUUUCUUGCACAAGAACAUUUAAAGGGAUAGUUCACCCAAAAAUGAAAUUUACUCAUCCUCUUGUAAUUCCAAACUCGUAUGGAACACAAAUAGUCUCCAUGGACAUUGAAGCCUUCAAGCUUCAAAAAGGAUGCAAAAGCACUGUAAAAGUGGUCCAUACGACUUCUGCACUAUAUUCCAAGUCUUCUAAAGCCAUAAGAUAGCUUUCUCUGAGGAACAGGCCUAAAUUUAAAUUGCUAUUUAGUGUAAUCCUGCUCUCCAGUAAGCUGUUAACCACUGUGACCGGAUCAAGUCAGUGAGUUCAGUCCAGAUCAGUCCGAUUCACGAACAAAGCAUUCAGACCAGUUAUUUGAACUGGAUCAACUGAUUCAUUCCAACUCAAAAGAUUUGAUUCGAGAGCUGCAGCAGAGAGCAAGAUUUUAAGUAAAUAACGACCUACCUAUAAUUUCUCUUGUGUUUCAAUGAAAAAAUAAUAGUAUACAUGGAAUGACAUGAGAGUGAAGAAAAAAUGACAGAACGUUUGCUUUUUGGUAAAAACUAUUCCUUUAAAAUUUUGUGUUUAUUUUGUGAGUGCCAAAUCACUGUCAUGAGAUUUACUAAAUGGGAAGUUGCAACAGAUUUCUCCUGGUACGGUCGGACCAUACUGUAGUGUUCCUUUUCCAGCUCUUUCCCGUUUUCCCAGGCUAAAAAACGUCUUAAACCAGCAUAAGAUGGUUUGCUGGUCUAAGCUGGUUCAAGAUGGUCGGCCAGCUGAUCUUUCUGCCUAAUAAGUGCCCAAAACACUUCUCUACAACCAGCCAACAGACCAAUCUAACCAGUCUGGAAGACCCACAAACCAACUUAGACUGGUUUAAGCUGUGUUUUCAGCAGGACUCUGAAAAGGCAAGUAUUAAAGUUUUUUACAGCUAGCACUUCAUACACAUCUCAAGUUCUUGGAUAUUGAUACUUCCUGAUUGCCAAUGACAAUAUCUUUGAAUGUUUCUGAUUUUGUUUUAAGAUUUGGAUUUGCCACUAUGUUCAAUGUUACAUCUGUGUUACAAAUUAAUCAUAUUGUGUAAACAUCGAUUGAUGCUUUCUUUUUUCCUUUAGUGAACAACAAGACAUUUAUCAGAGAGAAACUAAUCAAAUAUGAGUCUUUCCAGACUAAUAAACAAACACAAAACAAA
This is a messenger RNA of Myxocyprinus asiaticus (Chinese sucker), 2185 nucleotides long. It is a transcript of the gene cd302, whose product is annotated as CD302 molecule. Bases 54 to 791 code for a protein of 245 amino acids. Gene Ontology annotation, molecular function: signaling receptor activity. The transcript has 6 exons. Lineage: Eukaryota; Metazoa; Chordata; Actinopteri; Cypriniformes; Catostomidae. The record is from RefSeq and is a predicted model, not a curated record.